AUGCCCCGCGACCGCAGCCCACACCAACCGCUUCAAAGCGCGCUAGCGGCACGAGCCGCAUACUCCCGCCUGGCCCAAGAGUCCCAGCGUCAGCCUCGAGCCAGCCCCUACCUCCCUCCGGUUCCCUACCGUGCCUCCCGCCUCACACUCAGCGGCAGCGGCCGCAAGCCCGACACGGCCCUGAUCGAGGACACAUUGUGCGUGUUUAUCAAGGAUGAGCAGCGGCUGGAGCACACCGUAACGGUUGAUUUCAUCAUCGACAUGGCUACAGAGCUCAUGCCGGAGGUGAUGGGGCCCAAAAGCCCGGACGCCAAGAAGUCCUGGUGCCAGCGCUUCCUGCGCCGGCACCACCUCACCAUUCGACGCAUCUGCCACUCAGGCCGCAAGACUCGAGAAGAGCUGGAAGCUCUGCGGCUGCCAUUUGUCGAGCAAGUGACUGAGGUAGCGACGCAGCAUUGCCCUUUCCUGCCGUAUGGGCCUCCAAAUAGUGCUGCCAGCGCGCCUGCCCCCAAGCGCAGCAACCAUGUAGACUACACGGACAUUGUAGAAGAGGUAACUGUGUAA
Messenger RNA from Phytophthora sojae, 564 nucleotides. RefSeq lists its product as hypothetical. The transcript has 3 exons. NCBI's taxonomy places the organism in Eukaryota, Oomycota, Peronosporomycetes, Peronosporales, Peronosporaceae. The record is from RefSeq and is a predicted model, not a curated record. Bases 1 to 564 code for a protein of 187 amino acids.